Molecule: messenger RNA, 1677 nt
Organism: Aspergillus niger
Lineage: Eukaryota; Fungi; Ascomycota; Eurotiomycetes; Eurotiales; Aspergillaceae
Exons: 2
Coding region: 1-1677 (558 amino acids)
Source: RefSeq, a predicted model, not a curated record
AUGAUCCUGAACCUUCCGCCAGAACUUAUUCAGCUGGUUCUUCAAAAAUGCAGCACACCUGCUUUCUUAGAGGCAGCUUUCUCCUGCCGCACUGUUUAUGAGAUCGCCUCCACUUGCCGGGAGGUUCUUGUGCAUCACCUACGGCGAACACCCGGGCUUGUCAAUCGAGAUCUAAGCUCCCUCAGCUCAAAAGGACUCUUUCGCUUGUUGACAAAGAAUGCCUUCCAGCAGUUAUAUGGUGCGCAAUAUCAUGCAAAUCGUGUGACUUAUGAAUUUGGGAACGAUGUUCUUGAUGUCAAAGCAUCCACCUUUGCAAGUUUCGAUCACCAAACUCUUGCUCUUGUCGCGCGCGGCUGGGAGAAGGUCUAUCUUUUUCACAUUGACCAUGGUCAUCUCCGACCCUUAAGCGAGGUUAAUCUCCCAUGCAAUCACCCUGGAAAAGGCGAAGUCCUCAAAACUGCGUUUGAUGGAAGUGGCGGACUCUAUGUCCUUCAGCGCUUUGUACCUGCCAUGGAUGCAACUGAUACAAAUGCAAAUCAUCCAUUCAUCAAGCAAGCAAUGCAGUCCAACAUCAACGGAAUGCACUACCUCUCAUACCAUUCCCUCGACUCGCCAGGCGAGCCCGUCCGGGUGUGUACUUUCCCAGAUCAUGUAAAUUACAAGCCACUGGCACUUGCAGCUAUGCAAGGCGGUAGCUUUGUAAUUUCGUGGCAGCACAAUCACGAUUAUAGCGAGAACGAAGUCGUGCUAUACACGACUUCCGUUGAUCCGCACAGCAGUGCAAAGUCGGAUGUCAUCGAUGUUACCUACGAUUCUUGCGUCCUUCUGGAAGGUACGAGACAGGGAUUCGAAGGAGAUAGAUUCACCCAGUCUAGAAACACUCAGGGCCGUCUUCUCCCCGGAAAAGGGCCCGUGGUGGGACUUGCAUUUAAUGACAGAUCUAGCCAAUUGCUGUAUCGCUACCGUGCACAAGCCUUGUACGGAUCAUUCCAAAAAAUCGAUAUUUUGCCUUUCCCAACUCAGUCUGUACUGUAUGAGAACUCAUGCCCUGUGCAGUUUUCAGAUUCUUUGACUCUGUUAUUCAGCAUUGGAAUACCGUUUUCCGGCACACAUGAAACCCGGGUGCAGAAUGGUCUCCUAAGAUGCCACUGGAAAUAUCUUUCUUUUGGAAUAGCCACCCAUCGUGAAGAGGACUGGACUGUUGCAUGCCUUCUGAGGUCUGAGGCUGUGUGUCGAGCCAGUAAUUGCGAGCAUAUAUUGCAUCUUGAGCGCGGACGCCGGUUACCGGAUUGGACGAUCGUGGCCCGUCUUCGUGGCUUUGAGAAUUCGAAUACCUCACUCGGUUGCAUAGUUGCAGCUUCCAGAUUGGGGACACGUAUAGCUGUUGCGAACUGGAAAACUGUUUAUAUCUGGGCGCUGGAGCCAGGCGCGGUGAUUGAACAGAAUGCAACCGGAUUUUACCCAGAUUCUUCUUGGCCACCAGGUGUUGAGGUGGUUGAUUUGGAGCCUGUAUCCAUCUCCCUUGGGGCUGUCUGUUUUCAGCUACGCUUUGGUUUAGGUGAAAACGACCUGGUAGCCAUUACAGACAGAGGUCUGGUAUAUUGUGAUCUUAACCCGUCCGGAAGUAGCCACAGAACAACAUAUCAGUUGCGCAUGGGAAUUGAACCUGGUUCUUGA